This is a messenger RNA of Ochlerotatus camptorhynchus, 2646 nucleotides long. Its product is annotated as neutral ceramidase-like. Lineage: Eukaryota; Metazoa; Arthropoda; Insecta; Diptera; Culicidae. The coding region runs from base 452 to 2560 and encodes 702 amino acids. Gene Ontology annotation, cellular component: extracellular region. The record is from RefSeq and is a predicted model, not a curated record. Gene Ontology annotation, biological process: sphingosine biosynthetic process; long-chain fatty acid biosynthetic process; ceramide catabolic process. The transcript has 4 exons. Gene Ontology annotation, molecular function: N-acylsphingosine amidohydrolase activity.
CAAAGCACAGCUGUUGUAAGCAAAAGCGAAAGCGCACACAAAGAACAUUAUGACCUGAGAAGUGAGAACAUCGAAAACCAGGAAGGGAACAGCGUGCGAUGCGAAGGAGCAGACGUUCAUUUCAGUAUAGCUGAGUACCUCGACGGGUCCGGACGCGAUAGGAGAUUUUUGCGGAAAAGAGGCGAAGUGUUUGCGAAGAAAGCCGUAGCUGUGUCAAGGCGUCUGAGGCAAAACAAAGCAAAAGUGUGAAUCCAAGGGUGUAAUUGUAGCCUGCGUAGUGAAGUUGCAGAGAGUACAGUAAUUGAUCGACGUUGUUGUUGCCUUAGCCGCUCCAUUUCGAUUCGUGUGUUGCGUGCAGUUUAUUCAAGCUGGAAGCAUAAAACUCCGAGCACGCUUGAAUGAUUGGAAGCGUACGCGCACGGAAAGUUCAACGUGCAAUCCAUACCAGCAGAUGACGCAGUUGGAGAAACUACGCCUGCCACUGGUGGUGGCAGGAUUGCUUGUUUUCUCAAACCUGUUGAUCGUCGUGUCGUCAUAUCGGGUUGGAGUGGGGCGAGCCGAUUGCACUGGACCACCAGUCGAGAUUGGAUUUAUGGGCUACGCGGAGUUUUCACAGCGAGGUCAUGGCAUCCAUUUACGACAGUUUUCCAGAGCGUUCAUUUUUGAGGAUGAGCUUGGUGAAAGGGUUGUUUUUGUCAGUGCCGAUGCCGGAAUGAUGGGACAUGCGGUCAAGCGAGAUGUGAUUGAUCUUUUGCAGAAAAAGUAUGGAGAUCUGUAUCGCUUUGAGAAUGUAGUACUCAGUGGAACGCACAGCCAUAGCGUACCAUCGGGCUUUCUGAUGUCGUUCCUUUAUGAUAUUGCUUCGCUGGGAUUCGUUCCUCAGAACUUCAACGCGCUGGUAGAGGGAAUCACGCUCAGUAUUGUGAGAGCUCACGAAAGCAUGCAGGAAGGACGAGUUUACGUUUCGGAAACGGAGGUUUUCGAUGCCAAUAUCAACCGCAGUCCCAGCGCGUAUGAAAAUAACCCUAAAGAAGAACGAAUGCUCUACAAAGACUACACAGAUAAAAAGCUAGUGCAACUGAAACUAGUAGAUAGCCAGGGGAACCCCUUAGGUGCAAUCAAUUGGUUCGCUGUCCAUCCGACUUCGAUGAACAAAACAAACUGUUUUCUGUCCAGUGACAAUGUUGGAUAUGCGUCAAUUCUGUUGGAGCAAGAAAUGAAUCCGGACAGUUUGCCAGGACAAGGGAAAUUUGUGGGAGCAAUGGCAGCGUCGAAUUUGGGCGAUGUUUCUCCGAAUGUGAUGGGACCAAAGUGUGAGAAAACGGGUCUUCCGUGUGAUCUACUGACGUCUUCCUGUCCAAGCGGAACGGGAUCCUGCACCGCCUCAGGACCUGGCAAGGAUAUGUUCGAGAGCACGAAACUCAUUGCAAAGCGGAUUCACAAUGCAGCAUCGAAACUACUUCGCUCCAAAAAGACUCGUGAAAUUCGUGGUCCCAUAGCGUACGCUCAUAAAUUCAUCGACAUGACAACGGCAGUAGUUCCGUAUUACAAUCGCACAACCCAACGGAAGGAAGAAGUACACGGGUGCUAUCCCGCCAUGGGAUACAGUUUUGCAGCUGGAACCACAGACGGUCCAGGAGCAUUCGAUUUCCGCCAGGCAAUGCUCACGGAUACCACAUUUUGGAAUACUGCAAGAGAUUUGAUAGCCGUUCCCACGACGGAUGAUAUAGCGUGCCAUGCUCCCAAACCAAUCUUGGUGGCAAGUGGUCGUACGACAUUUUCGUACGAAACGCAGCCCAAAAUUGUACCAGUACAGAUUCUGUUGCUGAGUGAUUUUGCCAUAGCAGCUGUUCCAGCUGAGUUCACAACCAUGUCCGGACGACGAUUGAGGAAGACUAUCGAAGGUGCAUCAUUGGUAGCCGAUGGGAAGAAGGUACAGGUGGUGAUAGCUGGGUUGUCGAAUAUGUAUACAAGCUACGUAGCGACACCCGAAGAGUAUGCCAUUCAAAGGUAUGAAGGAGCAUCAACGUUGUACGGGCCUCAUACUUUGACGAUCUAUUUGUAUCACUUCAAGAAGCUAAUGAAAGCGCUUGUCAACAGAAGGAGAGUUGAAGAAGGACCUUCUCCACCCUUUGAAGACUAUAAGCAGAUCACGCUCUCUACAGGGGUAGUAUACGAUGGACAUCCCUUCCGAAUGUACUUUGGGGAUGUGCAGGACCAGCCAAAAGAAACCUACAUGCGAGGAGAUACAGUCCAAGCGUCGUUUGUCGCUGGAAAUCCCAGAAAUAAUUUAAUGCAUGAAAAGACGUAUUUCACGGUUGAGAAAUUGGUGGGAGACGAUCAGUGGAAAGUGAUUGCUACGGAUGCUAGUUGGGAAACCAAGUUCAAAUGGAUUCGAAAGUCAACGCUGUUCGCCUACAGUGAUAUCGAGUUUGAAUGGGAAACAGGUCCAGAGACAGCCGAAGGAAUUUAUAGGAUACAACAUUUCGGGUAUUGGAGAUACAUUUUAGGAGGGACUUACCCCUACAAUGGUACUACAAGAAAUUUUAGCAUUUUAUAGAUAGGAUAGGAGUUAGAAUUUAUAGGUUUACGUACUAUAAAAUGUGAUACAAACGCAGUAACAAAAACUAGUCAAGCCUUAGAGAA